AUGGCGCAGAGCCGAAGUCCUGGUGCCCUCAUCCGCAGGCUGUCCAGAGGCGCCAGCAACAAGCUUCGCCGUCGAGCCUCUACCCAGCACGGCCUGCGGUUGGCGCGCGAUGGCAGUGCCGGUCCGCUCCUCACCCGACGUCGUAGCGACAGCAAUGGCGGAUUGGAGCUUGGCCACGAUGUCUCGGAUCUCGAGUUGGACAGUACUACUGAUGAUUUGCCGGAAGAGCCAUCCUUUCUGCAGCCAUCUUCCUUUCGGCAAAAUGGUUUAGGCAUUAGUCUAUCUCGGCCAAGUGAUGCAUCUGCGCAUUUUGAAGGAGGAUUGGCGGCAGCCGACUCAUCGACCCUACAAGUGGGCACUGACUUGAUCAAACUAACGGCAAAACGCAAGAAGAAGGUUAGAUUUUGGCUUGACUCUACGACGGCAAGAGUGUGUUGGUACGGCAAGGCUACCACCAAGUCAUUCGGUCUUGACGAUGUGCUUGAGGUACGCAAAGGCAUUGACUCCCGAAACGCCCGGGACGAUGUGCAGGUGUCGCAUGACGAUGAGCAGCGCCUGGUAACGAUGGUGUAUGCCGAUGAUCGGACCAAAGGCCGAAGCACGAAAACAUUGCACCUCCUUGUGCCUGACAGGCAUAUCAUGGAUCUAUGGGUGAAUGCGGUCAACCAGGUCGCUGCAGAGCGCACAGCUUGCAUGAAAGCAUUAUCGAUCUCCACCGAGAAGAGUGAGAAGGGUAUGAGCCUACUAUGGCGUCAAGCGAUGCAACUCAAGGCGCAGGAUGCUGAAGAAGCAUUCACCUUAGAAGACGCUAGGCGCUUUUGUAAGCAACUUCAGAUAAACUGCACCAGCCGUACAGUGGAGUCGCACUUUCACAAGGCGGACGCGGAUCGCAAAGGCGCGCUUAGCUACGCGCAGUACCGCACCUUUGUGCAGUCUUUCAAAGACCGCAAAGACAUCGAGCGCCUCCACAAGAACCUCAAGCAUGGCUUGGAAUCCGACCUGGAGCUUGAUGAGUUCCUGGACUUUUUGCGGAUCGAUCAGAUGGUCGACGUUGAUCAUGAUCGCGCCUGUUGGGAAGGCAUCUUUGACAGAUACGCACGCCCAGCGCAGACCCGCCCUGUCCUACCGGAUGCUGAGCCCAGCCCUUAUUCGAAGACUAUGAGCGCGCAAGGCCUCCAAAACUUUCUGACAUCGUCGCAUAAUCCUGCGCUUGUACCGAGCAAAGCUGAAGCGACGCUCGAUCAGCCACUCAACAACUACUUCAUCUCCAGCAGCCACAACACAUACCUCCUCGGCAACCAAGUCCGGGGGACGUCGAGCGUGGAAGGCUACAUUGACGCACUUAUUGGCGGUUGCCGCUGUGUCGAGAUUGACUGCUGGGAUGGUGAAAACGGCCGGCCAAUGGUCACUCACGGCCGUACCAUGACAACGAAGGUGCCGUUCGAGGACUGCAUCUCUGUCAUCGCUAAAUACGCCUUUCACAGCUCACCAUAUCCACUCAUUAUAUCACUUGAAGUUCACUGCAACGCAGAACAGCAGUCAGCAAUGGUGGACAUGAUGGAGAGCUACUUCCAAGAUGUGAUGGUGACCGAGCCAAUCAUGCCGAACACUACGAGCCUGCCGUCUCCGGAGGAGCUCAAGGGCAGGAUUCUGAUCAAGGUCAAGGCUUCUGAUGAUGAGAACCAGGCGCAGUUCAUGAACGACGCGUCGAAUGGUCGCAGCCGCGCUCGUAGCCUGAGUUCGGCUCUUUACCGCGCGCCCUCGAUGGAGAAGUUCAACUCACCCUCAGUUGUCUCGAGUCCGAGCGCAAGAAGCCCAUCUGAAGGCGGCGUGGCCUCAGUAUCAACGCCACGCGGCUCAACAACCUCUGGUCCUUCUAUGACGCCGACCAGCUCGGCGGAGGAAAGUGAUGAGGGUUCUGUGUCGGCGCCGAAAAGUGCGCCGUCACGCACCAGCAAGAUCGUCCCCAGACUUGGUCGCCUUGGCAUAUAUACUCAGGGAAUGAGCUUCCCAAAGCCAUGGGGUUUCGACGACCCAAAGCUGAGGGCGUACAACCACAUCCUCUCCUUCUCCGAGGACACUUUCCAGACGCACUGCAAGAAGGAAGCUGGAGAGAAGCAAGCUCUUGCGAAGCACAACGUCAACUAUCUUAUGCGUGUCUAUCCAGGGAGGCUGCGAAUCUGGUCAACCAACUUCAACCCUCUUUCAGCAUGGCGUCGCGGUGUGCAAAUGGCGGCUCUGAACUGGCAAACAUACGACGUACAUCAACAAGUCAAUCGUGCAAUGUUUUCUGCUGGCACCGAUUGUCUCGGAUACGUGCUAAAGCCGGAGGAGCUCCGCCACCCUAAGCACUUGCCCAUCGCGGACACAAUGGCGGAAGCUCAGGGAAAGAAGGACAAGAAGAACAAGAAGCUGGUGCGCUUCGGCGUGGAAAUCAUUUCUGCGCAAAGACUGCCGCGUCCGCGUGAUGCCAACCUUGAUGCGGGCAUGAACCCGUAUAUCGAGUUCGAACUGUACGCUGCCGACGACAAAGCACAGGGCAACGCAAUCGGCAAGGGUGGUACGGAUGCUUCAGCGCCAGAUGGCAGCUCCGGCGUCGGUCAGCCUCUGCGUAAGCGAACCAAGAUAGUCAUGGGCAAUGGCUUCGAUCCUUCUUUUGAUGAGCCAAUGACCAUGUCCGUCGUUACGAAGCAUCCCAGCCUCAUCUUCGUGCGCUGGACGGUUUGGCACCAGUCUGAGGGCCGCAAGCCCGCAUCACCGAGUAACGUCCAGCUUGCCACCUUCACCGCCAAGCUUAGCUCGCUCCAGCAGGGCUAUCGACAUCUUCCACUGUACAACCCUCAGGGUGAAAAGUAUCAGGAGGCCAAACUAUUCGUUAAAAUAAAAAAGAUGGCUCCGGUAUCGGCGCACGACGACAAUGGUGCUUACGCCAGCGAGAUCGAAAGACUCUUGGCCUCGGAAGCUCUUCACCCGAACGUCCAGUGA
Messenger RNA from Baudoinia panamericana UAMH 10762, 2985 nucleotides. RefSeq lists its product as uncharacterized. Gene Ontology annotation, molecular function: phosphatidylinositol-4,5-bisphosphate phospholipase C activity; calcium ion binding. NCBI's taxonomy places the organism in Eukaryota, Fungi, Ascomycota, Dothideomycetes, Mycosphaerellales, Teratosphaeriaceae. The coding region runs from base 1 to 2985 and encodes 994 amino acids. Gene Ontology annotation, biological process: phosphatidylinositol-mediated signaling; lipid metabolic process. The transcript is spliced from 2 exons. The record is from RefSeq and is a predicted model, not a curated record.